Molecule: messenger RNA, 1383 nt
Organism: Dovyalis caffra
Lineage: Eukaryota; Viridiplantae; Streptophyta; Magnoliopsida; Malpighiales; Salicaceae
Source: the annotation of a GenBank genome assembly
AUGGGAAAACAAACAAGCGCGUGGAAUACAGUGCAGAAGAAGAGAUGGCCAUUGAUGAUUCUCGCCCUGUUCACUCUCUCAACACUUACCUUCUUCUUUACGAGAUCCGCUUUCAAGUCCUGUCACUCUACUGACCAUUUCGGAGCUCAGAUUCAAUCAACACCAAGUUCACGACCAAAUCCACUUGGUUUCAUGAAAUCAAAGCUCGUUCUUCUUGUCUCUCACGAGCUCUCUCUUUCUGGUGGACCUUUGUUGCUGAUGGAGCUGGCAUUUUUAUUAAGAGGAGUUGGAGCCGAAGUUGUUUGGAUAACUAAUCAGAAACCGGCCGAAACUGAUGAAGUUAUUUACAGUUUAGAGCAUAAAAUGUUGGACCGCGGAGUGCAGGUUUUUUCUGCAAAAGUUCAGAAAGCGAUAGAUACAGCGGUUAAAGCUGACUUGGUUGUUUUAAAUACUGCUGUUGCUGGAAAAUGGCUGGAUGCUGUUUUGAAGGAGAAUGUGAAGCAAGUUCUUCCAAAGGUUCUCUGGUGGAUUCAUGAAAUGCGAGGGCAUUAUUUCAAAUUAGAGUAUGUGAAGCACCUCCCUUUUGUUGCAGGUGCUAUGAUUGAUUCGCAUACGACAGCAGAAUACUGGAAGAACAGGACUCGAGAGCGGUUAGGGAUUAAAAUGCCUGAAACAUAUGUUGUUCACCUUGGAAAUAGCAAGGACCUUAUGGAAGUGGCUGAAGAUAGUGUGGCCAAGAGGGUUCUUCGUGAGCAUGUUCGAGAGUCUCUUGGGGUGAGGGAUGAUGAUCUACUCUUUGCCAUCAUAAAUAGUGUUUCGCGUGGGAAAGGUCAGGAUCUCUUUCUUCGUUCUUUCUAUGAGAGUCUACAACUGAUCCAAGAGAAGAAGCUGCAGGUGCCAUCACUGCAUGCAGUAAUUGUAGGAAGUGACAUGAAUGCUCAAACAAAGUUUGAAACAGAGCUGCGUAAUUUUGUUCUGGAGAAAAAGAUUCAAGACCGUGUUCACUUUGUAAAUAAAACCUUAACUGUUGCUCCUUAUUUGGCCGCUGUUGAUGUUCUUGUGCAGAACUCUCAGGCUCGAGGAGAGUGCUUUGGGAGAAUAACCAUUGAAGCAAUGGCCUUUCAGCUGCCUGUGUUGGGCACUGCAGCUGGAGGCACUAUGGAGAUCGUUGUGAGCGGCACGACAGGCUUGUUGCAUCCUGUUGGGAAAGAAGGCGUGACUCCUCUUGCAAAUAACAUUGUGAAGUUAGCCACACAUGUAGAAAGAAGACUGACGAUGGGAAAGAAGGGAUAUGAGAGGGUGAAAGACACAUUCUUGGAACGCCAUAUGUCACAUAGAAUCUCUUUGGUACUAAAAGAAGUGUUGAGGAAGGCCAAUUCAUAA